This is a messenger RNA of Eurypyga helias (sunbittern), 970 nucleotides long. RefSeq names its product skin secretory protein xP2-like. The transcript has a single exon. The annotation marks the transcript as partial. NCBI's taxonomy places the organism in Eukaryota, Metazoa, Chordata, Aves, Eurypygiformes, Eurypygidae. The record is from RefSeq and is a predicted model, not a curated record.
GGCUGGAGGGAAGGCAGCACCUGCAGAGGGGAAGGUGCCGGCUGCCUCCAAGGCCCAGGAUGGAGGGAAGGAUGAGGAGCAUAAGCCCGGGAAAGAGAAGGCUGCAGCUACAGGGAAGCCUGAAGGAGGGAAGGCUCCAGCUGCUGCAGAGGCUCAGGAUGAAGGGAAGGACAAGCCCAGGGAGGAGAAGGCUCCGGCUGCAGGAGAGCCCAAAGGAGGGCAAGCAGCACCCACAGAGGGAAAGGGCCUGACUGCAGCAGAGGCUCAUGACAGGGGGAAGGACAAGCCCACGAAGGGACAAGCCCCUGGUGGGUUACAGGCUGGGGGUGGUGGGAAAGCAGAGCCCACUGCGCAGAAGGCUCCGGCUGCAGCGGAGGCUGAAGGAGGGAAGGCAAAACCCGCAGAGGAGACAGCCUUGGCUGCAGCACAGGCUCGGGAUGGAGGCAAAGAGCCCACAAAGGAGAAAACCACAGCAGCUGUGAAGGAGAAGGUCCCAGUGGCUGCAAAGGCUCAGGAUGGAGGGAAGAAAGCUGCAAAGCCAGAGAAAACCCCAGCUGAUAAAAAGCCUGCAAAGGAGAAAGCUCCAGGUGCCGCAAAGGCUCAGGAUGGAGAGAAUAAAGUGGCAAAGGCAGAAAAAGCCCCAGCAGCAAAAAAGGCUCAAGACGGAGGAAAAGAAGAGCCCGCAAAGGAGAAAUCCCCAGCUCCCACAAAGGCUCAGGGUGGAGAGAGGGCAGCAGCAAAGGCAGAGAAAACCCCAGCUGCACAGAAGCCUCAAGCUGGAAGCAAAGAAGAGUCUGCAAAGGAGAAAGCCCCGGCCGCUGCAAAGGCUCAGGAUGGAGGGAAAAAAGCUGCCAAGGUAGAAAACACCCCUGUGACAUCAAAGGCUGAGGAUGAACACAAGGAAAAGCCUGCGAAGGAGAAGGCCCCAGCCGCUGCAAAGGCUCAGGACGGCGGGAAGGGGGCUGCGCAG